This is a messenger RNA of Lucilia cuprina (Australian sheep blowfly), 4222 nucleotides long. RefSeq lists its product as uncharacterized. The record is from RefSeq and is a predicted model, not a curated record. Bases 1314 to 3755 code for a protein of 813 amino acids. Gene Ontology annotation, biological process: G protein-coupled adenosine receptor signaling pathway; adenylate cyclase-activating G protein-coupled receptor signaling pathway. Gene Ontology annotation, cellular component: membrane. NCBI's taxonomy places the organism in Eukaryota, Metazoa, Arthropoda, Insecta, Diptera, Calliphoridae. The transcript has 4 exons. Gene Ontology annotation, molecular function: G protein-coupled receptor activity.
CCAGCAUACACCGAUAAAACGCGUGACGGAAAAUUAAAACGGAAAAUAAGAAAAAAUAUUUCUGAGAGAAAAUUGUAAUAGAUUAAACAAAUACAAUAUAGUACAAAUAUUAAACGUUAUAAUUUAAACUAAAAACCACCUGUUCCACAAACAAAAAAGGGAAAAGAAAAAAACAAACAGCAAGUGUGUAAUUAAUUUAUUAAAUAAUACUACAAUUAAAUCAGUGACAAAAUAAAUCAAAUAUAUUUUUCAUACAAAAAAUCUAAAUUAAAUAAUUUAAAUAUUAACAACCCCAACCAUUUCUCCGGUUAAAAAAUUAAAACAUAAAAAAUUUGUUAAUAAUAGUUACUACUAAAUUUUUGUUGUUGUGUCUAGCUGUUGAAUCUAGAUAAUCGAGCACACUACAUGCAGUGAUUAAAAUGAUGUUUUCGUAUCGUAAUAAAAAAAUAGUUAAAGAUUAAAAUCAUUUGAGAAGUGGAGAAAAACGAAAUACAACUUGUUGGCGUGUUACACGUUAAAUUUUGUUUAAACAAAAAAAAAACCAACAACAAACUUAAAUCAAGUGUUGAAAAGUUAAACAAAGUAAAUUUAUUAACUCAAUAUGCAAUAUAAAAUAUAUUAAUCCAUAUAACCACAUUACAACAACAUUAAUAAAUAUUGAAAUACAAAUAUAAAAAUAUAACAUUUAAUAUUUUUUGAUCUGAUUGUCUCAUAAUAAAUCAACAAACACGUGCCAUAAUUAAGACACAAAAUCAUAAAACGUGCAACUGCCACAGUAAUUAUAUGAAUGCAUAAACAACAACAAUUAUUAUAAUAAUAACAGUUAGUCAUGCAUUUACACAAAUUAAAAACAUUGACAUAAAAUUAAAAACGGGCUCACGUCUCAACCACAAUCCAAACAAUGGCCAAUCAAAGACUAUUAAAGGAUAAACUAAUGUCAAACACGUCAAGAAGAUGUUGCAGCAAAAACAAUAAAUUAACCUGGAAGGUCAACACAGCCCUAGGGACACGACAACAACAAAUACACAACAAAAGGAAACUGCAAUUUAUAAACAACAAACCAACACUAUAAAAAAGGAGACAAAAAGAGAAAUAAAUCAAAUAACAAAUCAAAUUUUUUAACAAAUCAAACAUUUUAAUUACUUAAACGUAUUUACACAAAACAACUUUUCAAACAAUUUAAUGUUCAGCUUUGUUUGGGCUAAACUUUUUACCAAACAAAUAAAAAGGAAUUUACAUAAAGUUUGUUUUACUAACCCAAACUACAGCAGCAAUAAAGAAAAUACAUAUUUCAAUUAAAAUUCAAAUUAAAAAUGUCAGAAUUUCGUUUUUUCGCUUUUACGGAUUAUGAAUUCUACAAUCGUUCGCUGAACUUCUUCCAGCUGCCUAUAACACCAUUUCAGCCUACCAAAAAGACCACCGCUGAUGAAAUAUCACACGAACUAAAUGUUCCCUACACAGUAUUCGAAAUACUCGUAGCCAUUUGUGCAAUUAUUGGCAAUCUAAUGGUCAUUAUAGUUUUUCAGCGUGAACGCAAACUAAGACGACGUACAAACUAUUACAUCGUUUCUUUGGCUAUAGCUGAUUUUCUUGUGGGUUCGCUGGGAGUACCAUUUGCCAUAUUGGCGUCAAUUGGUUUGCCAACGAAUUUGCAUGCCUGCCUCUUUACGGUUUCAUUGCUAGUUGUUCUCUGUACCAUAUCGAUAUUUUGCCUUGUCGCUGUAUCUGUCGAUCGUUACUGGGCUAUCCUUUACCCCAUGGCAUAUUCAAGAAAUGUACGCACUAAAACAGCUAUUGUUAUAAUCUCAAUGUGUUGGUUUGCUGGCACCGUCGUGGGAUUUUUACCGCUAUUUGGCUGGCAUGCUGCUGUGGACGACAAUCAGGCUUGUCUCUUUGUUGAAGUAAUGGACUAUAAUUAUUUGGUUUUCUUAUAUUUUGCUACCAUUAUAACGCCCGCUCUGUUAAUGUUGGCAUUUUAUGCGCACAUUUACAAAGUCAUUAUAAAACAAGUUCGACAAAUUGUCACAAUGAAUCCUGUGGGAGAUAGUAGUCGUCGAUCGUCAAUAGCACAGAUAACAAAUCCUGGUCGAUCGUGUCAUGGUGGUACAAUGUUAAGAGUAUUAGGUGCUGCUCGAAAACGAGACGUCAAAGCCACUCAAAAUCUAUCUGUUAUUGUGCUAUUUUUUAUGAUCUGUUGGAUACCACUUUACACUAUAAAUUGUAUAAAAGCAUUUUGUCCUUCGUGUUCCAUACACCCCAAGUUGACACUGUUUUGCAUUAUACUAUCACAUCUUAAUUCUGCUGUUAAUCCUGUAUUAUAUGCUUAUCACUUGAAGGACUUUAGAUUGGCAUUAAAAAACCUGAUACUCAAAAUAUUGGGCAUUGAAAUCGAUCAAACUUUAGAAACACAACACCGUUACUCUUUGGCUUCCCAACAUCGUCUACAAUCGAUGGAUGUUGGUAUGAGAAAUCCAAUGCAGACUAGAAUAUAUAUAGAUUCUCCAAUUUGGCUGCGGCAACAACAGCAAUCUCUUAAAUCUGCGCAACAUGUACCUAAAUGUGGUGUUGUAACACCUUGUCUAAAUAACAUACAUCAAACUGUAGCUGCCGUUGCUUCUGUUACUACCGACAUUGAGAGAGAAAUGUGGAAUAUAAUGGAAGCUUCUAGUGGAGCCGAAUUAGGGGAAAUUAAUUACAUAUUUCCUGAUGAGAAAGACUCUGCUGUUCCGACUCCUCCACCAAGACAUCAUCGUAAAUCGCAGAAUAAGAAGGAGAGCUGUGAAAGCCCCUUUUCCUAUGAUAAUUGUUCUUAUACUCCAAGUCUCGGUGACAAUGAUUUUGAAGAGGUCUUCCUACCUAGUCGUCACCAAGAAGGUGGCGUGGACCACAAUGCACUUAAUCAAUCAUUAAUAGCUUGUACAAUGCGCGAUAAAUUACGGUCUGAUAUUGACGAUCGACCCCCCAGUACGCCAAAUUCGCAGAGCGAUUACGAAAUACCAAAGAAUGAGGACUCAAAAACCCAUACACUAAUUCAUAAUACUAAGUCAAAAACCAAAACCCCACCUUUAACGCCAAAACGUAACCAACAAAUUAAACCUAAAGAAAUGCAAAAACAUCUGCACAUGUCCAACUCAAAUGGUUGUUUAAGUAAUUCUUCCAUUUUUGUUAUAGAAACAGACACGAACCCAAUGUCGCCAGGUCACAAACCAAAAUUUAGAAAAUCUGCAGAAGAAACAAAGACUGCAAACUUAAAUUCAAAAAUGUUAAGGCGUUCCUGUUCAUGUACCAGUGACACGUCGGCAUCAACGUCUCCUCAAAGAGGCUUAAAACUUUCAAGACAUUCCACAGUCACAAAUAGCAGCACAUCAUCUAGUCCCCACUUAACAGCUUCCAAUCAAAAUAUAUCACUUACUUCUGAACAACUUCCAAACUCUUACAACAAUAACAAUCUAAACUAUUACACGUUUCAUCAUCCAUCGUCUCAUUAUCAUAGAAAUCAACAUCAUCACGAAAAAUUCAGUCCGCUUAGAGCGAUGAGUAAUUUAAUAUUCCCUCCAAUUGUCAAACAUUCCAGCCUCUUUCAAUUAUUCCAUCCUACAACUUCAGAAACAACGCAAACAUCGAACAUUACCAAACAUCAAACGACUGACAAUCACAAAAACAAUAUAACAAGUACGCAGGAAGCAAAUGCAGUUAGUGAGUCUGAAACAACUUUAAAUACGGAAAUAAUUGAUACACCGUCAGUCCAAGUGUAAGGAGUACAAAUAAAGUCCGAUAGUUGAGUAAUUUCCGUAUAAGUUUUAAUAUAAUACUCAAAGCUCUUUACCAAUGAAAAUUAAAAAAAACCCAAAUCACACAAAAUAUUUUUAACGCUUUGGGUUUUCACCACAGAACAAAUGAAAAAUGGUUUCAAUAAAGUUUAUAUCUUCUUAAUUUUCUCAAUGAAGGGGAUAAGCAAAAGACGUAUUAAACUCUAUGUAAAUUAUAGUAAUAAUUAACUAUCAAUGUAUAAAUUUAUAGUAAAUAUUAUUUUUAGUUUUAAAAAGUUUGUAUGUAUAUAGAAAUAAAAGUAUUUAGCUUUUAUGCGUAUUUGUAUGUAGUAUUUAUUUUUCUAUGUAAUACGGAACUAAGUUUUUUUAGAUAUGAAAUGUAUUUUGAAAUUUCUGUUAAGAAUGAGUGUAUACUAUAAUUAAUUGUUGAUUUAACAGUGCAAAUUUUUAAU